This is a messenger RNA of Cylindrotheca closterium, 5772 nucleotides long. NCBI's taxonomy places the organism in Eukaryota, Bacillariophyta, Bacillariophyceae, Bacillariales, Bacillariaceae. The record is from the annotation of a GenBank genome assembly.
AUGCCGUCUCCCAAUAAACCCGAAGGAAGUGGUCCUUCCAUCAAACUCAAGGUUCGAUCUACUUCACCAGUUCCAUCCUCCUCCACAUCCGCGACUGCGAUAAAAUCGUCGUCAUCAUCACCCAAGCCCAACGCGGAACCAUCCUCCAACGAACCAGGAGCUAGCAAAUCCAAAAAGAGACGAUUCAAUCCACCACCCUCGUUACAAGACAAUAAAGCGGAGGCUUCCAAUCUUCGGUUAUACCAUCAAAAGUCACAUCUUUCCUUUGUAUUGCAUUCAAACUAUCCUCCCACUACACUUGGUAAUAGUGGUGGUGCCGGAGAACCAAAAUGGUACGCCCAGGGACAAACCACACUCUACCUAGCCGACUUGUCCAUGGGCGCUGCUUCCAAAUCAUCAUCCUUGAAUCUGGCACUACAUUUGCGAGGAUCGUCUUGUCAAGUCACCCAUGUCCAAGUGGAAGGUGUCAACGAACGCAAUUAUUCGUUCGCGCCAUUGAAAUCCGCCCAUUGGCACUUUGAUCCAUUGGCCAAGGUUUUGAGAAAGCCGCCUACUUCUUACACCAUGGAAGAUAUUAUUUUGCAAGCAAAGCAACAGCAACAACCAAGACACGAAGCCGAUUCUCAAUGUUCGCGAGGCGCCAAGGGUAUGACUACCUCACUACGAGCGGCCAGCAUUGCCAGUCACUUGGGCGAAUUGCGGAUUUCGGCCGCCCAAUCCAACCAACCGGCACAAGUGGCGGUGCAGCAGCAGCAGCAAGAUAAAUUGGCGGCCUGUUGGAAACAAGACUUGCAGGAACCUCCGCCCCAUACGACGGCGGCUCAUGGCAAGGCCUUGGAACGAAUCCAAGGGAAAAUGGCUUCCCGGGAGGGACCACGCAAACAAGCACGGGUCGAUUUGGUGGCCAAGGACAUGGCCAAGCAACGAUCUUCCGUCAAAGUGACUGUACAUUACCUAAUUUUAUUGGGCAAGGAACAUUUGGGAGGUAUUCAUGCACUGGCCAGGGGUGGGUCCCCACAUAUUUAUACCACGAGUGGUGUCUAUGGAGAUCACGAGGGUCCUCGCAGUUGGAUUCCGACCUUGGAUUCGGCGGCGACGCACCAUCGGGCCUCGCACGAUUUGACCAUUCAAGUUACGGCGCCCAUGCGAGAAGGAUUGUCGGUAGUGGGAUUUGGGGAAGACUGUGGUGGAUCCAAAACCUAUCUGCACCGGAGGCCAGCACCAGAGUCGCCACCGGAUGUCCAACUACAACAAGAGUUGGGCUAUCAUCAUGUCCGCAUGUUGCAUCGGAUCAUUAAUGCCAACCAUCAAACUAUAAUGACUCAAUCGCCCAAUGCACCACAUGUGAUUCCACCGGAUCCAUCUUCUGCCAGCGUGGUCUCGAUUGAUUCCUUGUUGGCUACGACUGUUUGGACAUCGGCCAGUUGGUUGCCCGUUUCCGCAAGGGCCUUGGGAUUUGCCAUUGGUCCUUUUCGCAUGUUGGAGGAUCCUGAAUUCUUUCACGAUAGUACCUUGGAUGACAAAAGUCCGGAAGCGAAGCAAUGGCGGGAAGAAGCAGAAGAGGCACGGCAGAAUGGGGAAGGAAUUCGACAAUACUACUUUGCUCCCAUCUUUGCCCGAAAAUACAUCCAUGCACAGGCCAGCACUUCAUUCUUGCCCAACACUGAUUUCCAGUUCUCGCCUCUGACCCCUCGUCAAAAGGAUAUCAUGGCUGGAUUAGAUCAAAGUGUGAUUCUUGCGACCGCAGGAGUGACAAACCGAGCACUCUCCUUUAUGAAGGAAAUAUUGGCCUUGCCAGUCUUUCGAACAGUAGCCUACAGUCAAGUUUGGAUUCCUGGUGCCGUUCAUGGUGGAUCGACCUCGGGGUGUCUGAAUGGUUGUCCCGAAGCAUCACUCAACCCAUUCUUGGGAGGAGCCAUCAUGGAUUCUAGGCUACUUCCACCGGUCGGUCAUCGCCUACCUUUUUACCAUGGAGGACGCGCUUUGCAGUUCUUGCAAGCUCGAUCGGCGGUACGGGGUUGGAUCAUUUCGGCCAUUCCGUUGGGAGGACAGGAUGAUGUUGGUCAAGGGUAUAUUCAUGCUUUGUUUGAAAGUCUCAUUAUGAGUUUGUAUGAGCGGGGACAUGCGGCACAUGGAGAAGGUGGUGCUAAGGAUAGCAUGUUUUACACAAAACGAUUUUCGGGUGGCAGCGGGCUGAAUAGUAACAGCUUGGACUUUUUUCCAAUCCAGAACAUUGAAGACGCCGAUCUUGAUGUUGUGGUUGGAGGCAUCAUUGGUGCAGUACCGGUGGAAGAUAGAAAUAAUGAUCAGCUCUGGCGAUCAGCUUCCAAUGGGUCAGAGUCACAUACUUCUUCGAUGGAUGAGUUUGCCAUUCGUCAGCUCCUGUGCAAGGAUGCUGUCAAUCAUCUGGAGCGCAUGGUCGGUAGUGGUCGAACCAUCACUUUGCCUUCAAUGGGAUGGCUGGGGUCCAGCUUGGCACUCUCGUUCCUCUCCAGCAAUGCUACCUCUAGUGCUGGGCUGGGAUGUGGUGCGCUGGAACUUGCCCACCCGGUUGGUGGUCUCCCUUAUCGGGCCCUGAAAUCAGAUUUACUCAGAAAAGUCAUUGAAGGUAGAGCUGGAAUCGCAAAUUUCAUCCGACUCGUCCGUGCUUCCUUUGUGGCAGCGCAUCUGGACGACAAUGGACACCAGUCGUUGAAUUAUCCUCCAAAUUCUAAACCAAGAUCUAGCGAGAAGGAAAAGCCAGUAUCUGAGGGUGAGAAAAGAGACAUGAAAUUUGAAGAGUCACAAAAGAGAGUUCCAAGGUUUAUCAAUUGCGUCAACGAGAUCCUGAAGAAAAGAGGUCUCACUCACACGCUAUUCACAAGAGCGUUGCAAAAUCUGGCUGGGAAGAUCAGGGAGGCUCAGCUUCUUGGCACAUUGGUGGAUGUGGAACGAACAGCCAUCGACCCAAGAACCAAGGGUCCCUUUGUUGAACCAGCUGGAUUCCCGAACAUUUAUGUCCGAGGAGCAUCGGAGUUUUAUCUUCGUGUGGGUGUACAUGUUGAGCCAGCUCGCGAUGGGCCAGGGGGAGUCAACAAAGGCAUUCAACUCCAGUCUUAUGCAGAACCAGUGAUACCUGUUGGAGGCGUCGCUUUGGGUGGGGCAAUUACGGUUCGAGUGGUGGAGAACGAAGGGUCUUUCCGUGAGUUUGUGAAAGACAUCAAUGUCGACGGGAGUCGACGUGACUGGGGAAGCCUCUUCCUCCAUGCCAAACCAGUAACCUUACCAAAGGCCCAGACUGCGGCAAGCGGAAUCAUUGAAACGACUGGGAGCUCAGUGAAGGACCCUUCCAACGCGUCCAGCAGUUUGGUGGCUUCAAGUGGGGGAGCUUUUUCGGAAUCGCAUCUGCACCGUGGCGGAUACCAAGCUAUCGAGCUAAUUCGCCUUACAAAUUUGACACCUUUGCUAUGGGUUCGCGUAGAUCCAAUGGGACUCUAUGGGGGCAAAAUCUCUGUUUCGCAACCAGAUGCCUGUCUCGCCGAGAUGGUAUUCCAUGACGGUGAUGCUGGAGCUCAAGUUACUGCCAUGCGAGCAUUGGCAGAACGACCAGUUCGGAUUCAAGGAUCGUUGAAAGUCACGGCCGUCUACGAUGUGAAUAUCGCUGAACUGCCAGUUCGAGUUCUCGGAGACUGCCUUCGAGGUUCUCCUGCAAUGCACAGUUCUCUCCCGCAUACCCCUGGUGUUCGGGUUCAAGCUGCUUUGGCAAUUGGCCAGUGGCAAAACAACAAGGCGCCGCAAACAAAGAAUACAACCGGCGCCAAGCACUGGAUCGGACUGAAUCUUCUGAUUCAAUAUUUCAAAGAACGGUUUAUUAACAACGGAACUCCAUUGCCUGUAAAGAUGAAUCGAGUGGUUCUGAAGAAAAACUCGGAUACAUCGGAAGCUGCUGCUAAUCAAGACGGAGCAUCAAAAAAGUCAAAUGAUGAGUAUGACUAUUUGGAUUCAUUUGACGAAGGUGAGGAAAGAGCUGCUGUGCUGGAAGAGUUCGAGGAAGUCGAGGUAGAAGAAGAUGAAGAAUACCGCGUUAGAUCUGCCGUGAUCACAGCGAUUGCUUCGGUGAGAGCAAAGGAUGGGCUGACUCCUACCGCUGCUAUUGAAUUCUUGGAGAAAGUGCUUGACUCCGUUGAUACCGAAAUGGUUGGAAAUUUGGUGUCUCCCGAUGAGGAGCUUUUCUUGGAGAAGAAACGAAGAAAACUUCGAAUGGCCGAAGAGGAAGCGAAAGAAGACAUGGAUGGUGACAAGGUUGUCAACGACCUGAAUGAUGGCUUGGUUCCAUCCAUUCCCUAUGCGUCAAGUAUGCUGAUUUCGGAUUCGCUCCUAGCUCUUUGUUACAUCAAUGCCAGUCCUGCAGUCAUUACCGAUCCAGUCACAGGAAAGCCUGUCCAGUCGACUGCAAAGCACCCAGUGUCACGAUUGAUGGAGAUAUGCCGACGCUGGCUGGAUUGGGAACUUUACCGAGAACGAAUUCGAAUGGAGGUGGAUAUGGAAUCGAUGUCUGGGGUAGCUGGAGUCUGCUACGAUAGUAUCGCUUCAUGUGCGAUUACAGCUUUGUCGUCACUUGCUAUCCAACGACAAAGUACUACCGAGCAACAGACGGUCCCUGCAACAGACAAGUCUCAGUCUAGCGAAACUUCUGAUGAAUCCAGUAGAUUUCAAGAGGCAGCAUCUGCUGAUUUCUAUAUCAAGAUCUUUGACUCGAAGCCUCAUCGAUCGGAUGUAACAAGGGCUGCAUGUGCACAAGCAAUCAUUUGUGUUUGUUGCGCAGCUGAUAGACUUGAAGAUGCCUCGGAAAAGCCCACUGGAUUGCUGUUCGCUUUGGAAUUCGUCCUCGAGCGAAUCACCGACAGGUCAACUUCUCCUGCACUGCGCCAAACGUUGGCCCAGCUCAUGAUGGACGCAUGCACAGGAAGAAUAUGCUCCAUGCAACGAGUUGCUACGAUUGGCGGAAGAAAUGAUUUGUUCUCUUCAACUGCAAGAUUCCUGAAUGGACCGCUUGGAGCUGCGAAUGGCGGAGACAAUGGAUCAGCAAUAUUGACCAUGGUGACACCGGCCUCCUUUCCUGCUGCCGCAGCCGUGAACGAUGGCGCUCGCCGAGGAUUGCGUUUGAUGACAAGAGCAGGCCGCGAACCCAAGGCCUACAGUGACGUUCUCAUAACUCGGAUUGCUCGUUUUGCAACCACUCUUUGGCGUACCAUGAACGGAGAACCUCUAGAAGUGGUUGACGGCGUCCCUGGAUAUGUCGAUGGCUCCCUUGGAAUAUGUGCAAAUGAUGGUGUUUUGAGAUGUUCACUCCUAUGUCUAUGGCAAUGGAUUUGGCCGAAUGCAUGUUAUGCCACACUUCGAGUUCAGUCAUGGAAAACUCUUGAGGGUAAACAGUACUACAAGGAUAUUGGUGGAGAACAUGUCAUGAAACAAUCAGAAGAAGAAAAAGAAGGAGCUCUCUUGGAAGAAGUAUCACUCAAGGGUAUUUGCAACUUGGUCGACAUGGAAAUUGAUCGUCAAAAAUGGCGUAGUGAAAUGUCAUCGGUAGCCUUUGACUACAACAAGAACAAGAAAUCUGCGGACGCUUCCGAGGCCGAACAAGGGAUUGGAAAGCCAUUGCCACCGAUUCAACGAGACAGCGCCUUUUUAGCUGGAGGAUGGACUGCAUCUGCUGCACAACAGAGACGAAAGCUUGCUCUUGAUGGUGGAAUGGCAGUUACCAAGCUACGAUUGCGGAAGAGUGGAGACUAA